Molecule: messenger RNA, 2160 nt
Organism: Phymastichus coffea
Lineage: Eukaryota; Metazoa; Arthropoda; Insecta; Hymenoptera; Eulophidae
Exons: 5
Coding region: 1-2160 (719 amino acids)
Biological process (GO): DNA catabolic process
Cellular component (GO): cytoplasm
Molecular function (GO): 3'-5'-DNA exonuclease activity; nucleic acid binding
Source: RefSeq, a predicted model, not a curated record
AUGCCAUCAGUAUCGCCAAGUACAUUAAAGUCUUAUGAAAGAAUUGUAGGCAGUGCAAUUGAAUCAGUCGCUGACCAAAGCUGCGAAGAAGCAUUAGUUGAGGAAAUUGCCCUCACCAGUGAUGAAAAUUCCAAAGAAAUUCAAAAUGCCAAAGAACCUUCCUCUAAUGAACCCAAUUUACCUUCUCCAACAUCAAGUUUGAAAAAUAAGCAAGAGCCUGGAACUUCCCCUAAAGAGAAUACUACGUCGACUUCGAGUACAAAAACAAGCAAACCGAAUUCAAAAUGUAGCAAGCAUAGAUUAAUCGGUGGCUUAGACAAUGGUUGGCAAAGGCGCGGAACUGGACGUUCAUAUAACAGCUCGUCUGGUCACACUUCAAUGAGAGCGAGACAGUCAGGUAAAAUGAUAGGCCGAGCUGGACGAACCAAAAAAUGUGCCAAAUGUGCGCGUGAGCGAAACCCGACAGAUCACGAUUGUCGUUUGAAUUACAAUAAAAGUUCUAAAUCGAUGGAAGCCGACAUGGCUAAAGAACUGAUAAUCGACAAUUCUCUUUUAAACAAAUACAAUGCGAUGAUUUCAGUACUCAUUAUGGAUGACGAUUCAUCGACAAUUUGUGCUUUACGUAGAGAAGCAGAAGAAUUCAUAGAAAAGUGGUCCGAUAUGAAUCACGCGAAGAAAAAUUUAACUAAAAAGUUGAUUCCAUUGAAGAUGUCGCAAAAAGUACAAGACUACUUUUCCAACUGUUUCUCUAUAGCAAUCCAGCAAAACCGAAGUAAUGCCGAUGGUGUACGAGCAGCUUUAUUAAGCAUUGUUCCCCACGCGUUUGGAGAACACAAUCAGUGUGGUAAAUGGUGCAAAUAUUCUGAACUUGGAGAGAAAUACGUACAUGUAAAUUUACCUCACGGAAAACCAUUGGCAGAUAUUAAUUUACGUGUUAAGCUAUCUGAAAUUUUUAGUAAAUUUUCUAAUGAUGCUCACAAGUUAGCUCCUUGCGGUUCAACACAAGGCAACGAAUCUUUCAACAAUGUCGUUGCCAGUAAACAUCCUAAACAUAGACAUUAUGCUGGAUCUGAAUCUUUUGUUGUUCGAGUAGCGGCUGCAGUAUGUCAAUGGAAUCUUGGUACGGUUUACGUUGUACAUGUAAAUUUGAAAUUGGGUCUACCUCCAGGUCAUUUUGCCAUGCAAUAUCGACAAACUAAAGAUCAGAAACGGAAGCGAAAAGCAGUUGAAGCAUCAACUAUCCAGAAAAAACGAAAAAGAGUCGAGCUGAAGAGAAUAAGAUCUAGUAAGGAUGCUGGAGCAGAGCGGAAAGAAGGCAUUACGCAUGAGUCUGAUUGUUCCGCUGAAACUUUACCCGAAUUGCUUGACAAUGAAAUGAAAACAAAUAGCUGCUUGCUGCACAAAUUGGACAUUCUUCCCUCCAGAGGCAUAUCAAAACGUAUCACUGAUGUGACAAAUCUUCAUAUUGUCGGCGGUGAAAUGUUUUUCGGUGAUACAUUAUUAAAAACCGUUUCACUUCGAGUCGCAAUGGAAGAUUUUUUAUCUUUUUUAGACACACAAGGUGAUCAAGUUAUCCUUAUGGCUCAUAAUGGUUACAAAUUUGACUUCCCACUGAUGCUGCGCAAUCUAUCAAGAUUAAAUUUGCUCGAUGAGUUUAAGACUAUUGUUACUGGGUUUAGUGAUACUCUGAAUAUUUUUAGAAAUAUUCUACCAGAACGCAGAAAAGCAAAAAAAUCCUUUUCUCAGACAACACUUGCAGUAGAAUAUCUAGGUCAAGAGAGUGCAGAAGGAGCUCAUAAUGCUCUUGCAGACGUUGACAUUUUACAGAAACUCAUCAGCGCCAUAAAAAUCGAUCAUCUAACUAUUUAUAAUCACACUCAAAACAUAACAGACUUUAUACGCAACGAAGCGUUAAAAAACGUUCAUACAUCAAACAAAAUAUCUUUGGAAUUUUUAAAAAAUUGUGUUUCCACCAAUAUGUUAUCGCGAAUAGCAAAAGCGGGUAUCAACCGUAGUCUAAUAAUUGACGUUUACAAAACUAAAGGCCCAAAAGGAAUAGAGAUGCUGCUUAGUGAGGACGUAAGAGGUAGACCUCGAGUGACAAAACAUAAAAAAAGUAUUGCGAUACUGACAAAGGCAAUCAGCACUUCAUACAAUUAA